Dendronephthya gigantea is the source of this 2343-nucleotide messenger RNA. Its product is annotated as serologically defined colon cancer antigen 8-like. Gene Ontology annotation, biological process: establishment of cell polarity; centrosome cycle; tube formation. The transcript has 17 exons. The record is from RefSeq and is a predicted model, not a curated record. Lineage: Eukaryota; Metazoa; Cnidaria; Anthozoa; Malacalcyonacea; Nephtheidae. Bases 109 to 2088 code for a protein of 659 amino acids. Gene Ontology annotation, cellular component: centrosome; centriole.
UUUCAUUGUAAAACAACAACAAAAUAGUUGCAAAAAUUAGGACAAAAAUAUAUAAAAUAAACGAAAAUCGACAAGGCUUAAACCCGUUUAAGUUCAUUGACUUAAACCAUGAAGUUAUCUGGUCGACCAAAACACAAUUACAAAGAGAUUCCAGGUCACGGAGAUAGCUCUGAAGACCUGCAAGAAUCUUCAGCGAGCAAGCUGAGAGGUCUGUUGGAAGAAAGGAAAUUGUCUAAGAGUCGAUUAUUUCAAGGGGACUUCAACAUGUCAGUGCAAGACGUGGUUCAUCUUUUGCAGGAAAGCGAUGUUUUGACAAAACGUUUGAAAGACCAGCUCGUGUUUUAUCAGGAGUCACUGGCUGGUUUGAAGUUCAGAACGGAGCAGGUAGUUUCUGAGAAUGAAAUGCUUCAUGAAAGAUUGAAAGAGAACUCACUUAAAGAUGAUGCUACAAGAAGUCACUCAACAGUCCAUUUUGCUCAAAAUGAAGACAGACAUUACCUUCAUCAACUGGAGAAUGAACUGGAUGAUGUUAAGAAACUUAAUCAAAAGAAGACGAACCAGUUAGAGACAAUUAUCAAGUCCACUAGAGAGGAACUUGACAUUUAUAGAGAAAGAGUUUCAAAACUUCAAUCUCAACUAAGGUCAAUGGCAAAUGAUGGUGAACAGAAUCAGGACAAUGUCUGCAUGAAAUGUGGUGGCCUCAGCUACUUUGCCUCACAACCAUCAAUGGUGCAUAUGAAAACUUUGGAUAAACUCACGAAGGAAAGAGAUGAACUAACAGAGACGUUGACCAAACAUAAGUCUCUGUUAGAACAAUGUCAUCAACGUGAGUUUGAAGCUUACAUGCAAGUGAAGAACAGCGCUGAGACUGCAGAGAAUGCUAAACUUGAAAAAGCAGAGGCCAUUAUAAAGAUUAAACAGCUGGAAAGUGGUAUGGAUGAAGAAAGAAAAAGACACGAAUCGCUGCUUUCCUCUGCGCAGGAAAAAUGGAAACGUGAACGCGAUGAUACAAAGGAAAAAUACGAGAAGGAAAAACAGACUUUACAAGCGAAGAUCCAGUUGUUAACUCAGAAAUGCGAUGAAAAUGAUCAUCAUUUGGAGAAACUAAUCCGUGAAAAAGUGAACUUAAUAUCGAACCUGGAGCAUUCAAGAACAGAACUGGCCGUUUCCCAUGUCGAUAUUGACAAGGUGAAAGAAGUCGCCAAGGACGACCUCGCUGCUUGCACUCGUGAACGCGUUGAAGCCCAACAAGAACUACUUCAUGUAAAGAACAUUCACGCACGAGAACUCAAAGAUUAUGAACGGGGAAAAAUUGCACUGACGACCGAAAAUGAAGCGUUGAAAAACCGUCUGGCGGAAGCCCAGAGCGGUUGGUUGGAAACACGGGAGGAAAAUAUGAAAACUGAGGAACGAUUAAAACAACUUGAGAAUGAGUUUCAUCUGCUGACUCUGACGAAGACAAACUUGGAAAGCGCUCAUGAGCAAAAUCGCGAGAAUCGCAAGAAACAAGACGAACAGCGAGAACAGCAGUUUGUCGAAACUUUACAAGAAAGUGAAGAAAAGCAUGCUGAAUUACGAAAAGAACUGGGUGAAAUGUUACAAACGCAAAUGAAAAUGUCCUCGGCGAUAAAGAAUGAGAAUAAAAGAUUGAUUUUGAAAUUAGAAGAGAAAAAAGGGAAUCACAGUUCGGAGAGGGAAAAAUGGCGAGAACAGUCGAGUUUGUUAACGAGAGAACUAGAGACGAGUCGUAAACAGAACGAGGAAAUAACGUCUGAGAAAAAAAGGCUUUCUCAAGUGAAUACUGAUCUUGUCGGUAAAGUGAAGUUUUUAAAGCAGGAAAACAAAAAAGCUUUAAAAAUGAUUUACAACCUUUUAAAGAAACAAAAGGAGUUAAUGCAGGACAGACAAACCUUGAGUCACAAACUAGAAUAUUUACAGCUGAGUUGCAUCGCGGGCACACCGCCGCAGCGGUACUCUCAGGAGGCGGGAAAUAUUUCAGCCAAUAAACAGGGAAGUGAAAGCAAUACUUCAUGUAGUGUUAAUAAACCAAGUAACGUUAAAAUUAAUAACGAGGAUGAGAGCUUAUAAUGAUUUAUGAUUUCAAAUCCGAGAAUAGACAAGAAUAUACAUAGAAACUACAAAGGAUUACUGGGUCACAGCUAUUUUUUUUAAAGGGGUUUAUUAGAAUUAACGCGAAUUAUAAAACGCAGUGAUAAUAGAACAAUAACGGUUUGAAAAUGGUAGACAUAUUUUUACGUUUAAAAUGUUCUAUUGUAAUGAUAUUUUUUAUGGAAAUAUGGUGAAAUUUUCUUUACCAAUUACAGGAUAGGACAAUUACACUCA